ACCAUGUAGAAGGAGUAACCCGACAACUCCGUGCAAGUCAGCGGCAGAAGCAUGCUCUUCCGACCAGCCCCCAAUUUCUUUGCUGCCCAGUCCGUAUUUCUUUCUGCAGGUAUGGAGUCAAUUUUUGGCCAAAUUUUCGCAAGGGCCAUGAUGAAUCAAGGGAAAUUGGACGGUGAAGAUUAGAGUAGUCUAGGGUUUUGGUCGGGAUUUUGUAUAAAUAGGCUGGCUUUUUUUUUUUUUUUUGGCUGUUUUUUUUUUAAGCCCCUUUUUUUCAGGAAGAAGUUUUUCUAUGGUUAAAUGCUUUUUUUUUUUUUUUUCUGAGGAGGGAGGUUCCAGAGUUCUAGCUCCUCGGGAGGUGUAGGCGGCAGUGAAGAGAAUUUGUCAUUCCAUUGAAGUUUUUGCUUCCUUGAGCAAAUUUUCAGUAUUUUUUUUACUGGAUUCUCCUCUUUAGUCCUUGAAAAUGACUUGUCUGAUGGUAUUCUUUUAUUUGUUGGCUUUCUGAACUUUAGUCAUGAAAUCCUUUGCAGCAAUAUGAUUUUGUUUGUGAUCUUUUCUAUUUGAGUCUAAGUGUCAUUGUUUACUAUUGGGGUUCUUCUCAUCUCAGUUUAAUUUUGCCUUUUCUCUGGGUAUUAUUUGUGCAAGGAAAGUGUCAACGAGUUCUGUUUCUGCUUUGUCAUUCUGAUACUUAAAAUUG
Rubroshorea leprosula is the source of this 694-nucleotide messenger RNA. Lineage: Eukaryota; Viridiplantae; Streptophyta; Magnoliopsida; Malvales; Dipterocarpaceae. The record is from the annotation of a GenBank genome assembly.